This is a messenger RNA of Salvelinus sp. IW2-2015, 8509 nucleotides long. RefSeq names its product rho-related BTB domain-containing protein 2-like. Gene Ontology annotation, cellular component: cytoplasmic vesicle; cytoskeleton; cell projection. Gene Ontology annotation, biological process: cortical cytoskeleton organization; establishment or maintenance of cell polarity; regulation of cell shape. NCBI's taxonomy places the organism in Eukaryota, Metazoa, Chordata, Actinopteri, Salmoniformes, Salmonidae. The record is from RefSeq and is a predicted model, not a curated record. Gene Ontology annotation, molecular function: GTP binding; protein kinase binding; GTPase activity.
AUCGAACAAACGGCUAAAAUUAACGAGUCACUCAGAAAAACGAAUCAUGACUCUCGAGUCAGUAGAAAGAGUCGUUCAAAAAGAACCAAUCGUUCGCGAACUGGCGCCAGGCUGUCGUCACCGUCACGGCUCUCGUUGAUAGGCACUGGCGUUUCGUCGCUGGCUGGGCUGGAGCGAAACUGGGUUCAUCUACAGCAUGUGGCAACAGAGAGCGAGAGACAGGACGGCGAGACCACAGAGACUCGAGGAACUUCGGGCCAAUUUGCUAAAUGGAAAGAGAAAUAGACGAGCGCUGUCCAAACUAACUUAAAUAAAGGGAAAGCGAGGAUUGUGAAGUGGACGACGCAGAACACUAAAGAUUCCAGAGGCGAAUGACCAUUGAAGGGCCCUCUCCAUGGAUAUAGACACAGACUAUGAAAGGCCCAAUGUGGAAACUAUUAAAUGUGUGGUGGUAGGGGACAAUGCAGUGGGCAAAACCAGGCUCAUCUGUGCCCGCGCCUGCAAUGCUACCCUCACACAGUACCAGCUGCUCGCCACCCACGUGCCAACUGUCUGGGCCAUUGACCAGUACCGUGUGUGCCAGGAGGUGUUGGAGAGGUCACGGGAUGUUGUGGAUGAGGUCAGUGUGUCCCUGAGACUAUGGGACACCUUCGGUGACCAUCACAAAGACAGACGCUUCGCGUACGGCAGGUCUGACGUGGUGGUGCUGUGUUUCUCCCUGGCCAACCCCAACUCCCUGCGCCACGUCCGCACCAUGUGGUACCCUGAGAUUAAGCACUUCUGCCCCCGCACCCCUAUCAUCCUGGUGGGCUGCCAGCUGGACCUGCGCUACGCCGACCUGGAGGCUGUCAACCGCGCCCGCAGACCCCUGGCCAAACCCAUCAAGCCUACAGACAUCCUACCUCCAGAGAGAGGCCACGAGGUGGCAAAGGAGCUAGGCAUUCCCUACUUCGAGACCAGCAUCGUGGCCCAGUUUGGGGUAAAGGAUGUGUUCGACAAUGCUAUCCGUUCUGCCCUUAUCUCCCGCCGCCACCUCCAGUUCUGGAAGUCCCACCUGAAGAGAGUCCAGCGGCCCCUCCUCCAGGCCCCSUUCCUGCCCCCRCGMCCCCCMCGCCCUGUGGUMGGCAUCCCRGACCCCCCUCCCAUCGACGGAGAYGCCCCRGACUCCCUCRUCUGCCAGRCGCUYUGCGCRGARGUCCUCUUCCUKCUCCAYGGCGGSGCCACGCGRGUCUUCGCACACAAAGUCUACCUGGCCACCUCCUGCUCCAAGUUCUACGACCUCUUCACCCUGGAUCUGCUGGCCAUCGAGGCGGAUUGGGAAGGAGAGGAGCACGCCGAGAGCGGUGAGGAGGAUGAACAGAGUAGGAGAGGUGCCAAAGAGCAGGCAGGGCGUACUAAGAGCUUGGACAUCGAUAAGGAGGGGGAGGGGGGCGCCAGGGGACUCAAACGGCCACCCAUGCUCCAGCAGGGCUCCCUGAGGACUUCCAAAAGUGAUAACGCCCUCCCCGCCAGGAGCCAGUGCCCUCUGGGGCCCCUGGGAGCCGGCCGUGGCCUCUCGGGAUGGGGGAGGGGCUUCCUGAGUGUGUACCUGGAGCACAUAGCUGACCCUGAGACGGGGCGACUUCGCCUCAUGACUGUGGUCUCCAUGGACGGCCUCAUACAGGAAGAACCCUUCCAGGCGGUGCUGCAGUACCUGUACACAGGCAGUCUGGACGAGAGCCGAGGGGACCUGAUGCAGGUGGCCACCAUCGCCGAGCUGCUGGAGGUGUUUGACCUGAGGAUGAUGGUGGCCAACGUGCUGAACCGUGAAAGCUUCAUGAACCAGGAGAUCACCAAGGCCUUCCAUGUCCGCCGAGCCAACCGCAUCAAAGAGUGCCUCAGCAAGGGUACCUUCGCCGAUGUGGUGUUCCACCUGGACGAUGGAUACCUGCCGGCCCACAAGCCCCUGCUCAUCUCCAGCUGCGACUGGAUGGCGGCCAUGUUCCGGGGAUCCUUCAUGGAGAGCUACAUCGAGGAGGUGUCCAUCCCUGACACCAGUAGCUCCUGUAUGCGUGCAGUGUUGGAGUUCAUGUACAGUGGGCUGCUUUCGCCCUGUCCUGACCUGGAGCCUAUUGAGCUUAUCGUCCUAUCCAACCGGCUGUGUCUGCCACGCCUUGUUGCCCUCACAGAGCAGCAUGCUGUGAAUGAGCUGCUCCAGUGGGCGAUGAAGGGAGUGGACAUCGACGGACAGGUGCUGGCUUACCUGGAGUUGGCUCAGUUCCACAAUGCCAAGCAGUUGUAUGCCUGGUGUCUCCAUCACAUCUGCACCAACUACAACAGCGUCUGUCGCAAGUUCCCUAAAGACAUGAAGGUCAUGUCUCCAGAUAACCAGAGGCACUUUGAGAAGCAGCGGUGGCCUCCAGUGUGGUUCCUGAAGGAGGAGGACCGCUACCUGCGCUCUCAGAAGGAGCGCGAGCGCGAGGAGGAGAUCCUACGCAAGCUGCGCACCAAGAGAGGCUGGUGCUUCUCGAGACACCCGUCCUCCUCGCCCCACGUCUCCUGAGGCUGUCACCCCUCCAUGACCCCUCCUGCUUCUGACCUCUCACCCCUCAACCCAGACUAAGGAAGCCAGCUAUGAGUCUAGCACCUCUCCAUGACGGGAGAGCCAAGUCUACCUUCUGUACGAUUGUGUGUGGGUUUGGGUGGGUGGUUAUAGGCCAGGCUUGGGCAGUUCUCUGUGCCCAAGAUGGUCUCACCUCGCUGGGCCUCAGUGACCAGUCCAGUGCUGCCUCCUCCCCCUGAGAUCCACCCACCAGCCUGGGGGUGACGAGACUGGGAACAAAAGGGCUCUCUCUCUCUGCCCCUCAGUCACACAGAAGCUAAAGACCAUUCCACAGACCACUGCUAAGACUCCCCUAUGGGGAGGUUACCUCUGCCUUCACGUCUAUUAGACUGUUAGCGCACUGGACAAGACCAGCAGCCAGGGGGCGCCAGCUCUGCUUCGACACACACGGAAGGAUGCUUUGUUUGGUUUUAUUUCGCUUAGGGAUUUGACAUGAGAGUAGAGCCCAUCCCAGAGUUGGGUGUUUUGCCUCAGAGUCUCUGACCACCACCUAUGCCUGUCUGACUUCUCUUCCACAGACUUUGUCCUCCACUUUGGACAGGUUUGACACCAUUUUUGUUUUCUCCCGGGUUUCAUCCCACUGAAGCUCCAUGUUGGAGGUUUGAAUCCCAAAUGUUGCCCUAGACUGUUCUAGAAUCAGCUGUGCAAGGGAGGGGCAGUAGACGUGGUAGUCUGGGUUUAGGUACCUGCUCAAGCAAAGGUGGUGGUUUGCGGUUCAAGUACCCAUCGUGAUCCCCCACAUAACACCAAGAGGAGAGGCCAACAGUGCUGAACAAAUCCCCCUCAAUGACAUUCAAAGUGAACACUUGAUAGCAAUUCUGGAUCAGAGGGCUUUUUUAUACCACUGCCAUGGGAGGGAGUAAGAAGCCGAACUGAACAGAUUUCUUCUUGCUCUGUCUUAAUUGACCACUAGGGUGCCGCUCAGCCAGCCUGCCUUAACUCCCCCGUACCACAGGGGGCAGCACUGCUCAGGGUUCCAUCAUCAACCCUCACCGGGAGCAAACAGGAGUUUUCUCCCCUGCCUGCAUAUAUCCUUAAUUCUAGUUUCUUUUAACUUUAUUUUAUUACAGCUGUAUUUGAAAGUCAACUGUAGUCUUUUGUCCUCAACUGAGUGUUGAAAGCACAUGUAUUAUACCAAAAAAUGAAGCUGGGGACAUGUUCUCUCCCUUGUGUCUCCUUGCCAUCCUCUCCUUGCCUCCUCCAUAACAUGGCAAAUAUGGGGAGGAAGGGAAUACGGUAUUAGGAAUAGAGGAAGAUAACUUUUUGAUCCCCCUCAGCAUGUUUUUAUAAAGCUGCAAUGUCAGGUAAAACCCAGGUGUCACUGCAGGACUUCUACUCCUUUAGCUGGAAUUGAAAAUGGUACUCAGGAUGUCCACUAAAAUGACAGUAUGUUUAUGACACACACACUUUAAACAUACAUACAUACACACACAAAAUUUACACUUGUACCUGUCUUUUCGGUCCACACUUUUUGGGGGGUUUAUGUCUGCCCAGUCCUUCGUCAGUGUUAAUAUACGGAAAUCUUUCAAUCUACACAUAUAGUGUUACGUUCAGAUGUGAUGCACUAGGGUUAUUUUUUUCUUAUUCAAAGGUGUCUAAUAGAUUUUAGGUUAGUGAAUAUAUUCAUAGUAUUAUGAAUUUCAAUGUUGGUCUUUUCAGUAUGAGUAGAGCUACGCUUAAAAGUUGAAUCUUUCCAUCUAUUUAACCACAUGCUGUCGUUUUCAAUGCUGUAUCAGACCAAAUAUUUCACUUGCUUUCAAUUUCUUGCGCUGCAGAGUGCAGUUCUGUUUUCAUUGUGAGGGAGUGUGCCGUUUCAGCCAUUUGUUCACAAAGGGAAUGUGUAGCUCCAUCUUUCAGUUGAAUGCUAUGGAGUUGGAUUUUGGACGGCUGCGAACAUCUUAAUAACCCACUGUGCCUUCAAGAUCUUAAUCAAUCCAAGACAUUGUGUAUUACAACAGGCAUGUUGGAAGAAGAAAACAAUAACUAACAAAGCAUUAUUACUCUAUUUUAUUGCCGCCUUUUUGCACAAAAGUGGUAGUUAUGUGAAAAGAGGAGACUUUGUGACACGUUUUUCUUUACCACCGUCGUUCUAUUUGUGGAUUUGAGAUUUCCACCCCCCGGCUUUACCCAGGUGACUGUGGGAGAUAGAUGGAUAGCGUGAAGUGUGGCUCUUUUUUUUAGCUUUUCUUCACGGGACGCGUGUUCUAGUCAUCAACAGCUACUGAAAUAGCUAUGCGAUAGGAUCUCACGAGACCCAAGUGAGAAUUGGGCUGAUUUUUACCCCCCCAAAAAACCUGCAAACCUGCAUAUUUGGAAGUGGAACACGGAAAUAGUCCUUACGCCCCUAUUUCGGACUAGGAUAUUGGAACAUUAAUCUGGGGUUGACAUGGGGACAUAGAGAUAUUUGACUUCCAUGACACCUUUCAAUGCCCCAAGGAUGAGCUAUUAAAGUUGUCUUACUAAUGGUAGACAUGCCCUACAAAGCCUUCCCUCAUGGAAGUGCACAUCCACUAUUAGGAAGCGGAGUACAGUGUAAGGUAGUGGUAUACAGUUGCAGACAGGUUCUGCAAAGGAUAAUAGUAGAGCUGAUUGAUUCAGUCUCUGGUAAUGCUUACACACCCAGUCUCACCCACCCAGGCCAGAGAGGCAGGUCUCUCCCUCGUCUUCCUCCCACGUCUGAGUCUCCCUCCGGGGCUGCAGACCCCAGCGGUGCUCCCGGAGAGUCUCUGGGUCUUCGGGGUGGUCAGUGAAAACACAGGCCGUACGUUAGUAGGUGAAGGGGCUGUCAGUAUUGUAAGUUCUCUCAGACUGUUUCUGUUUGGGGAAACUGAUUUAGUCUGCCACUACAAACCAGCAGAUUACCCUCUGUAAUGCCCUAGUGACCAAGGUUUAGACACCUGUGAUCUAGGGGAUACUAAAGCUUACUAUGAGAAUACUGGUUGCCUUGUGUGAAUGCUGUUCAACACUUGUGGGAUGUGGUUAUUAUUUUUGCGUCAUGGUCUAAUUUUGGUUUUGUAAUGGCACUUUUCGCAGGUUUUCAGUGUCGGAUUGCACUCUCCUUCCUUUUGUGUCUUUUUAGCUCUGACUUUUUGUGCUUGGCGUGGACAAUUCUUUAACGAGGUUGUUUAAAAAAAUUAAAAAAAUAUAAAAAAAAGUGAUAUUUUGUAGCAUGGGGAUCUUCCUUUCUCCCUUACCUGUCCAUGUGGCUUUCUGGGCUUUAUUGAGUGUGUAUCUGUCUCGUCAUGCUCACAUGCAAAGGUCAAACUGUGCUCAGCUGUAGUAUCGUAAUAUUAGUGGCUCAAAUGGAAGCCUCUGUCUAUUAUGUGUGACGCCUCUCAAGUCAAUCAUACUAUUGUAAUUGUAUAUAAUAUUAUCAUCAUACGUUCAGUUGGGUUGAGUACAGCCCAAAUGUAACAUCAUUGGGAUCUCAUCACAGCAUUGAGGGGUACACAGGAAUAUGUGUACAUGUCAAUAACUAAUGACAAUAGUUAUGGACGUUAGCAAGAUGUGUUGCUUCUUGUACCGUGUUAAAGCAGUAUUUUACCAGGUGUGGGACCAUGGUUUCCACAGGAUUUGACAUCUCGGGUGCUAGUACAGUACGUAGUUUGUGCUCACGUUCUAACACUAUGAAUUCAUACACCUUGGGAAUGUCCUAUUUAUAAAUCGGGCAGCCUUGGGAGCUACAGUGAGAGGAAUGUUUUGAUUGGGCUGAAAUGCAUGUAUGCACAAGGAAACAAAUUACCGUUUGGCUUUGAACAGCUAUCAAUAGUUGACCCACAUUGCCCCCUAUUGGCCUAUUUCUGUAACUAUAAUUUGAAACAUAACGUUAACUCCAGACUCUUUUGAUGUCACUUUCACAUCACCUUAAUUUGUAUCAGCUCAAGAGUGUAGUAUUGGCCAAAGAAAACAUGAGUAUUGCUGAGAAUUUGAAGAAUAUUUUCGAACAUGCCGCUUACUGACAGAGAACCCCUUGUUGUUUUUGUUUGCCCCUAGUCUGGCGUCUCCUGUGCCUUUCGAGAUAACCUCGUGCUGUUGCCUGUCUCCCUGAGCCCUCCUGUAGAGCCUCUAGCGGUCAAACAGGGAAAUGGUUCCAAUUGUUUUUUCCACCAUUCAUUUUUCUGUUCAGGAAUUUUAGAAACACUUAAAAUAAGGGCUGUGUUUUGUUUAGGCUUACCCUGCCUUGGCGUUUUGAUAACCAUGUAAAUAUCUGUCGGACAAGGUAACAUUUAUCACUAUAUUUAGCUCUGUUUACUUUCAGACUCGAAAAUUCUAAUCAGCAUCAAAGUAGACAUCAUGCAAGACUACAAAUCCCUGCAAGCUCAUGCACGUCAUCUGUAACUGACACCUUUGCUAACUGGUUUUGUGUCAAUUUAAAACAUGCACAAGACAGUUUACAUAAUACAUAACAUGGUAAAAAUUGAAUGGUGGAAAAACGAUUAUGACUCAUACCAUGGUACUCUAUAGGCUUACUGUACAUAUGAGGGGCCUCCAAACCACUGCCUUCUGGGUUCAGGUUGGCACCCACCAUGCAGGCUAAAAACACAUGCGCACACACAUUUGACGAGGCAGGUUUCCUCCUUGUCUCUUAGUGCCUGUGGAUUGACCAAUGAUUCCGCCAUCCUAUGCUGUGUACCAAAGGGGCUAUAUGUUGUUGAGGCCUACAGUAGUCUACAGUAGCUGUGGCGUACACAGUGCAUAAGGCCCCUGACUUGGAGCUUGACAAAUAUGUCACCCAAACCUUGUCGUCACAUCAUCCAAACCAAGCUAGGCUGUAGAUAGUAAAUUGUUGAGAAGACAUUGAGAACCAACAGAUUUCAGGUUCAUGAACACACGGAUCUUUUGCACGUGGCAGUCUGUCGAGGCAUGCACUUUCUGUUUAUUAUGUAGCCUUAAGUUUACACUGUGUGUGUACUAAUGGAUUAUUAAACCAAGUUUUACCAGCUUGCCUCAGCAGUCACAAAUGGCUUCAACCCAACUCUGGCUCCUGCUCUCGCUCUCUCUCUCUCUCCUUGUGGCAGAGAUGGCACUAGUGUGGAUGAAUAUGUAUGAACGUUCCAAUUUGUAAGUCGCUCUGGAUAAGAGCGUCUGCUAAAUGACUUAAAUGUAAAUGUAGAACUGGGCUAUUCAUUAGAGAUGUUGUGAACCUUCCCAAGGUGUAGGGCGGGGAGUCCCACCAAUAAAGAAGGGGACAGCAUCCACAACAUGUGAUGUUGAGCACUACAGUGUCUACCAUUUUUUUACACAAAAUGGCGGAACUGCUCCUCUGCCGCAAUGAUACUCUACAGUUAAUUUUGUAAACCUAAUCUCCACUUGUUUGACCCAAAACUGUGUGUUACGCCGUGUUCACUUGCUAGUCGGAACUCGGAAACUCCGAAAUGUCCGACUUGCUAACUUGUGGAACGGGGCACGUGUAUAACUACAACCAGUUAGCAAGUGGCACAUUUUAGAGUUUUAAUAGUUCCAAUGAGCACAUGAAGGCGUCAUUAGCCCAGGACAGAGAGAGCUGGGAGGGGGAGGGACAGAAGCCUUGGUAGGUUGUAGGUGUAUCUCUGCUCUGUGACAUUUUCAGUGUGACUUAUACAUCGUAUUAAUAUGCACUUUUGCUUCCCUCUUCUCAUUUCAAAUGAAUAUUGGUAUUAACUGCUUGUGUUAAUAUGUUUAUGAAACUGAAAAAGCACACAGACACACACAACACACCACAUACACACAAUAUUAAGGGCUUUUUUAAAAGACAACAAUCAGAAUGUUUUGCUGCUUUUGCAAAAAUGUUUUGAAUAAUCCUUUGUAAUAUUUUUUAACCACUGAUUUGUAAAAAAUGAAAUGAAAAAGGAAACAAAGUAUAAUUUUUUUGCCGUUUCAGUAUUUUAAUGUUUCACCUGGCUUUUAAUUAAACCCUAAGAAAAUAUG